Acromyrmex echinatior (Panamanian leafcutter ant) is the source of this 1415-nucleotide messenger RNA. RefSeq names its product clavesin-2. The record is from RefSeq and is a predicted model, not a curated record. Gene Ontology annotation, molecular function: phosphatidylinositol bisphosphate binding. Gene Ontology annotation, cellular component: membrane. NCBI's taxonomy places the organism in Eukaryota, Metazoa, Arthropoda, Insecta, Hymenoptera, Formicidae.
AUAGGAUAAGUGCUUAAGACAUAGAUCCUCAUCGCUUCGGUUUCGCGCGCGGUUCCUCAAGAGGUAGAUUGAGUGUCUGUAAAUAAAUCAUUAACGUCUUUCGAACAAAAGCAAGAUGGGAGCAGUCGAAUGGGUAGCCGAUGAGGACACUUAUGAAUGCCCUCUCUCAAUAGAAACUCAGAAGAUAGCGAAAGAGGAGCUCAGAGAGGACAAAAACACCAGAGAUCAGGCUCUCGAACAGAUGCGCAAUUGGAUCAAAAUGAAUCCGCGCAUUCAAAAUUGUCGUCUCGAUGCACGAUUUUUACUAAAAUUCUUGCGAUGCAAGAAAUUCAAUGUCCCGAUGGCUCAGGAGGCUACUGAAAGAUACUUGCUGCUUCGCCAGGUGUAUCAACAAGCAUUCCAUGCAUUGGAUUUCACAGAACCGAAUAUGGAGGAGUUACUAUCACUGGGAUAUCUCUUUGCUGCACCCGGCCGUGAUGCAAAAGGUCGUCGUGUUAUAAUCGCUAGACCAGGCGUAUUUGAUCCUCACAAAUACACGAAUGUGGACAUGUGCAAGAUCCAUGCUAUCACUUACGAAACGUUAAUGGAAGAUGAGGAGAGUCAAGUGCAUGGCUAUGUUCAUUUCACCGAUGGUGCCGGUGUUAGUUUCCCUCAUUUGACACUAUUUACUCCCAAAGAAGCAGUGCGCAUCGUAAAAAACGGCGAGCGCACUGUACCGAUGAGACAUAAAGAAAUCUAUGGGAUCAACUCACAUCCCUCAGUAAAAUUUGCCUUGGAUUUCGGGAUGUCAUUGAUUUCCGAAAAGAUCAGAAAUCGCGUGAAGAUUUAUACGAGCCUCGAGGAUGCUAUUAAUCACAAACUCGAUGUCACUAUGCUGCCUAAGGAAUAUGGCGGUACUAUCCCUAUGAAAGAGAUGAUCGAUCUAUGGCGGAAAGAAUUAUUGGCAUCGAAACCAAUAUUACUGAACAACGAUAAAAUGAAUGUCUGUCUUGAACUGUACUCGGAGAAAGCGCGAGAAGGUGCGGUCUCGGCAUUGAAACAAGGAUUCGGCUGUUCCAGCGUGGGAUCCAAUGAUACUACGAUGUGCGGUAUAAGUGGCUCCUUUAGAAAACUCGAAGUCGAUUAAUAUCUUAAAUGUUCUUUACUUAUAAAUACAUUUUCUACUUAGAGAUAAGCAGCACGGGAUCAUGAUAUAGAUUUUGGAAAUCGCACAGACUUUUAGAUUAGCCUUGGUAUCAAGAAAACAUAAUUUUAUUUUUGUAUUAUGUAGAUAAUAAUGUGCAAUAUAAUAUAACUGAUGAGUAUUAUUUAGAAUCGCACUAUAUAUCGGAUAUUGUACAUAACUUUUCAUUAAGAUUUUACAAUUAAUACAACAGAGAAAAUACAACAGAAAAACAUCAUUAAUUUUUGGCAUA